GCCACACGGUACAAAACGUAAAAUGCUUGUUUUGUAAAAUGUUGUGAAGAAAAAAAGUCUAAUUUGCAGUUUUAUUUAAUUAAAAUGCUUUCGUAGGCAAUUAAAUAAAAUUCAGUGUGUCCCCGUGAUUAGUGUAAAUUGUAGUCUAUUGAGAGGAGGUGUGAAAAGUGUUUGGUUUAUUGUGGAAAAUAAUGGGAGUGAGGUGAAAAUUCAGUAUUGCAGUCAUGUUUACACUUUUGCACGGUUUCUACAAGUAUAUGAAGCAAAAAGACGAGUACUGUGUGCUUAUUCUAGGUCUGGACAAUGCUGGAAAGACGACUUAUUUGGAGGGAGCGAAGACAAAGUUCACAAAAAACUACAAAGGGAUGAAUCCCAGUAAGAUAACCACAACAGUGGGAUUGAAUAUCGGCCAAAUUGACAUUCAGGGAAUACGUCUCAGCUUUUGGGAUCUCGGUGGUCAGGAGGAAUUGCAAUCACUCUGGGAUAAGUACUACCAAGAAUCACAUGCCGUCAUCUACAUAAUAGAUUCUCACGAUAGGGAUAGGAUGAAUGAGUCAAAGGAUGUUUUUGAUAAAAUGAUUUCAAAUGAUCAUCUCUCGGGGGUGCCCCUUUUGCUCUUGGCAAAUAAACAAGAUUUGCCGGAUUGCAUGGGAGUGAGGGAGAUUAAGCCUGUUUUCCAGCACUCGGGGCAUCUAAUUGGGCGACGAGAUUGUCUCGUUAUGCCCGUAUCGGCUUUAACCGGGGAGGGUGUUGACGAAGGUAUAAAGUGGCUCGUGGAGGUUAUCAAGAGAAACAGCGUUGUGAGACCAGCGCGAAGCACUGAUUAAUUAAUUUAUAUAAAAAAAAACUCCUCAUUGUUUUCCAUUCAUUUGUGUCUCCUUUUUGUACAGUAACUGAAGAAAAAAAGAAAAGAAAAAAUAUAAUAUUUUGUUGCUAAAUUCUAAAAA
Messenger RNA from Lutzomyia longipalpis, 947 nucleotides. RefSeq names its product ADP-ribosylation factor-related protein 1 (gene Arfrp1). The record is from RefSeq and is a predicted model, not a curated record. Gene Ontology annotation, cellular component: Golgi apparatus. The transcript is spliced from 5 exons. The coding region runs from base 225 to 827 and encodes 200 amino acids. Gene Ontology annotation, biological process: intracellular protein transport; protein localization to organelle; Golgi to plasma membrane protein transport. Gene Ontology annotation, molecular function: GTPase activity; GTP binding. NCBI's taxonomy places the organism in Eukaryota, Metazoa, Arthropoda, Insecta, Diptera, Psychodidae.